Messenger RNA from Emys orbicularis (European pond turtle), 2028 nucleotides. RefSeq names its product rhophilin Rho GTPase binding protein 1 (gene RHPN1). The record is from RefSeq and is a predicted model, not a curated record. Bases 1 to 2028 code for a protein of 675 amino acids. The transcript has 15 exons. Lineage: Eukaryota; Metazoa; Chordata; Testudines; Emydidae. Gene Ontology annotation, biological process: negative regulation of stress fiber assembly; signal transduction. Gene Ontology annotation, molecular function: protein binding.
AUGGUUCCCGCGGAGGGCAGCCCGGGCGGCCGAGGGGACGCGGUGGGAGACGGCGGCUUCCUCCUGCUGCGGCCCCCGGAGAGCGGCAGCGUCCGGAAGCAGGGCUGCGAUCCCUUUGCACAGACCCAGCGCAGCAAACUGCAGCACCGCCGCGCACGAAUUAACCAACAGAUCAACAAGGAGAUGAGAAUGCGAGCUGGGGCAGAAAACCUCUUCAAGGCCACAAGCAAUCACAAAGUAAAAGAAACAGUAGCCUUGGAGCUUAGCUAUGUUAAUUCCAAUCUGCAGUUACUGAAGGAAGAACUAGAAGAACUGAACAGCUGUGUGGACAUAUACCAGAAUGACAGUGAAUCUAUCAGCGUCCCUAUGAUUCCUUUGGGGCUAAAGGAGACUAAGGAAAUGGAUUUAAUGGCCCCAUUAAAGGAUCUCAUCUGUGAACAUUAUGGGGAAGAUGGCAUCUCAUUCGAAAAAGAAAUCAAAGAGCUCAUGGAGCUUCGGCAGGCCAUGCGGACUCCCAGCCGGAACGAGGCGGGGCUAGAACUUCUGAUGGAAUAUUACAACCAGCUUUACUUUCUUGACAACAGAUUCUUCCCUCCCAAUAAAAACUUGGGCGUCUUCUUUCACUGGUAUGACUCGCUGACUGGAGUCCCUUCCCAUCAGCGCGCUCUGGCUUUUGAGAAGGGAAGCGUGCUCUUCAACAUUGGAGCUCUGCACACUCAGAUUGGGGCACGGCAGGAUCGCACGACCCUGCAAGGAGUCGACCGGGCUAUAGAUGCUUUUCAAAAGGCAGCCGGUGCCUUUAACUACCUGAAGGAGAACUUCUCCAACGCCCCCAGCCUGGACAUGAGCACUGCCUCGCUGAACAUGCUUGUGCGACUGAUGAUUGCGCAGGUGCAGGAGUGUGUCUUUGAGAAGGUCACCCUGACCAGCGCCCAGAAUGACUUCUUCACUCAGCUGCAGAUCGCACAAGAAGCAGCCAGGGUUGAAGAAGUCUACUCGUUGGUGCAUCAGACCAUGACCCAGGUUCACGUGAAGGAUUAUGUACCUUUCUCAUGGGCCACCAUGGUCCAUGUCAAGUCUGAGCAUUUCAAGGCCCUCUCCCACUACUAUGCUGCCGUGGCACUUUGUGACUGCCCCUCCGUGUCUGAUGCUGACCUCCCAGAGCACGAAAAGGCCUUUGUCCAGUUUCACGUCACCAUGCCGGAGGGACCAUCGCUUCAUCUUGUGCUGCAAGACCCGGAGGAGCGAAGGAAACUGGGCAAGGCUCAUUUGAAAAAAGCUAUCAUGCAACACGAGGAAGCCAUGAGGAUCCACAGCCUGUGUAAGAUCCUGAGGAAGAUGGACAUCCUCCAGGAGGUCCUCUCCUUCGCUCAUAAGCGCUCGCUUAGCAAAUACUCAGAAAUCGAUCACGAGGAAGACUUCUUUGAAACCGGAGAUGCUCCUGACAUUCAUCCCAAAACGAAUCAGAGACCAGAAAUAAAAUCUCCCAACUUCUCCCAGGUGAAGGUGACGGACAUCUUCCAUAGACUGGGCCCUCUGUCCGUUUUUUCAGCCAAAAACAAGUGGCGCCCUGCACGGCGAGUUCACCUGGCCAGAGGAGAAAAUGGCUUUGGGUUGACGCUCCGAGGGGAUUCCCCCGUCCUCAUUGCGGGAGUGAUACCUGGGGGCUGUGCAUCCGAAGCCGGGCUAAAGGAAGGAGACUACAUAGUCUCUGUGAACAGCGAGGACUGCAAGUGGUCCAAGCAUGCUGAGGUGGUGCAGCUGCUGAAGAGCGUCGGGGAAGAGGGUGUAGACAUUGGCGUGGUAACCCUGCGGAGUUCUGAUGGACAGAACGUUGUGGACAGGAGGUCGGUGGCCAUGUCAUCGGGGGGCGCGCUGCUGAAGAACAACCAGGAGAAUAGCAGGAAGAGCCUCAUGAACAGCAAGAGCGCCAGCACCCUGCUGGCCUGGAGCAAGAAGAGUAAGCGCAGCAAGAGCAGCACUUACAGCCUUCCCUUCACCACUGUGGGAGACGAGUCCAUGUACUGA